CCGACCGAGAGCCUUCCUCGCAAACCUAGCAAAGAAAAAAGAUUUUAAAAAAAAAAAAAAGAAAAAGAAAAGAAGAAAAAGACGGCAUCAGCCAUUCAUAAAAGGGUAAGCAAGACACGGCAAAUCCUUUCUGCAUUCCCCUCUCUUCACAUCUACAGUAUCUUCUCUCUCCUUCUUCGAAUAAACUCAGGAGAAGAAACAUCAGAGCCAUCCAUCGAUCGCUACAUCGAAUCCGUCCGUUCUUUGACCGACGCCAUGGCGUCCAUCGCCGAGCGGCAAGAGCUCGCCAAGCUCUGCACUUCUCGGGACUGGUCCAAGGCCAUCCGCAUCCUCGACUCUCUCCUUUCUCAAUCUUGCUCGAUUCAAGAUAUCUGCAAUCGAGCCUUCUGCUAUAGCCAGCUGGAGCUACACAAACACGUGAUCAAGGACUGCGACAAGGCGCUACAGAUGGACCCCACCCUUCUCCAAGCUUACAUCCUCAAAGGUCGCUCGCUGUCAGCUUUGGGGAAGAAAGAUGAUGCACUUCUUGUAUGGGAGCAGGGUUAUGGAAAUGCUGUGCGUCAAUCAGCAGAUUUGAAGCAAUUGCUGGAGCUGGAAGAGCUACUGGCUGGUGCUAAACAGAACAAAACUAUUAUUUGUGAUGACCAUGCCAUGGAGUCCUCGAGCAUAACUACAUCUGCUUCUGAUUCCGGGUCUGAAAUUCACAGUAAAUCAAUUAAUGGGCAUGAAAUCCGCCGCAAAUCAAGGGAUGACCUUGCUAUGGAGUCCUCGAGCAUAACUACAUCUGCUUCUGAUUCUGGGUCUGAAGUUCACAGGAAAUCAACUGAUAGACGUGAAAUCCGGAGCAAAUCAAGGGAUACAGCUGAAAUACGCAACAAAUCAAGUAAUGGAGCUAUAAUAAAUAAAAAGGUUUUUGUUACAAGUACUUCAAAGACCAAGUCAAUAAGCUUGGAUUUCCGAUUAUCACGAGGAAUAGCACAGGUAAACGAUGGAAGAUAUGAUCACGCGAUCUCAAUCUUUGACCAGAUUUUAAGAGAAAACCCUACGUCUCCUGAGGCAUUGAUUGGAAGGGGAACAGCAUAUGCAUUUCAAAGAGAACUUGAUGCUGCUAUUGCUGACUUCACUAAGGCUAUAGAAUCAAACCCAUUAGCUGGAGAGGCAUGGAAGCGACGAGGUCAAGCCCGUGCUGCCUUGGGAGAAUCUGUAGAGGCUAUUGAGGACUUGGCAAAGGCAUUGGAGUUCGAGCCAAAUUCAUCUGACAUCUUACAUGAAAGGGGAAUUGUUAAUUUCAAGUUUAAAGAUUACACCGCUGCUGUAGAAGACCUGUCAUCAUGUGUGAUGCUUGAUAGGGAUAACAAAUCUGCAUACACAUACUUAGGUUUGGCACUGUCAUCAAUUGGUGAGUAUAAAAGAGCUGAAGAAGCACAUAUGAAAUCAAUACGACUUGAUCCCAAUUUCCUUGAGGGAUGGACCCAUCUAGCACAGUUUUACCAAGAUUUGGCAAAUACAGCGAAGGCCUUGGAGUGCCUUCAACAAGUCCUACUCAUUGAUGAAAGGUGUGCUAAGGCUUAUCACUUGCGUGGGCUACUUCACCAUGGGAUGGGAAAGCAUAGGGAUGCUAUCAAGGAUUUAUCUGUUGGGCUGGGUGUUGAGUCCUCAAAUAUUGAAUGUUUGUACCUGCGCGCUUCUUGCUACCAUGCAAUUGGAGAAUAUGGAGAGGCGGUCAAGGACUAUGAUGCUCUUUUGGAUUUGGAGCUAGAUUCUAUGGAAAAGUUUGUGCUCCAGUGCUUGGGCUUUUAUCAGAAGGAAAUUGCUUUGUACACUGCUUCAAAGAUUAAUAGCGAGUUUUGUUGGUUUGAUCUUGAUGGCGAUAUUGAUCCCCUGUUUAAGGAAUACUGGUGCAAACGGUUACACCCAAAAUAUGUCUGUGAAAAGGUUUACAGGCAACCUCCUCUAAGAGAAUCUCUGAAAAAGGGUCGGCUCAGAAAGCAAGAUGUUAUUGUCACAAAACAGAAGGCUACUCUUCUACAGGCUGCAGACCUCAUUGGCAAGAAGAUUCAAUAUAAUUGCAAAGGUUUCAUGCCUAAUAGGCGUCAGCACCGUAUGGCAGGAUUAGCUGCUAUUGAGAUUGCCCAAAAAGUUUCAAAGGCUUGGCGUGCUCUCCAAUUAGAUUGGAAAAUUUCAAGUAAAAAUGCAACGAAAACUGGUAAGAAAGCCAGGAAAAAAGAAAAACUCAGUGUGCAAAGUCAUAAUAGGGGUGGUGCUUGUUGUAGCACUAGCAGUUCCUCGGAGCCAUCAACUUCAUACAACUCCAGUGAAGAUAAAUCAGCUUCAAGCCGUUUUAUGUUGUCUUGGCGAGAGGUUUAUUCUUUGGCUGUAAAAUGGAGGCAGAUCUCAGAACCUUGUGAUUCAGUUGUUUGGAUUAACAAGCUGAGCGAAGAGUUCAAUUCUGGUUUUGGAUCUCACACACCAAUGGUUCUUGGACAAGCGAAUGUUGUACGAUACUUCCCGAAUUAUCAAAGGACCUUAAGUGUUGCGAAGACCAUUAUCGGAGAAAGGAUGUAUGUCAAUAAAGCGAAAGGUGGCAUUACUUUUUUAUCUGAAGAUGGGAAAUUGCAAAAUAUAAUGCGUGCAGAGUCCUGCUCUGAUCUCCAUAGUGGUGUUGGUGAGGACUUCUGGGUAGCCACUACAUGCAACAGUACAGCAUUUGAGGGGAAGCAUCUAGAAGGGACACGAAUCACUGUCCAGAAAACGGCUGAGAGGGGUUUUGAUUUUGCAAUUAGAACACCUUGUACACCUUCCAGAUGGGAUGAUUAUGAUGCAGAAAUGACAAUUGCAUGGGAGGCCCUAUGCAAUGCUUAUUGUGGUGAAGUAUACGGGUCAACGGAUCUCAAUGUGCUUGAGAGUGUGCGGGAUGCAAUUCUGAGAAUGGCGUAUUACUGGUACAAUUUUAUGCCACUUUCAAGAGGGUCUGCAGCUGUUGGAUAUGUGGUGUUGCUUGGGUUGUUUCUUGCAGCUAAUAUGGAGGUCACUGAGAGCAUCCCGAAAGGUGUUCAAGUGGACUGGGAAGCCAUUCUGUCCCCCGAUCCCAGCGUGUUUGUGGACUCAAUAAAGUCUUGGUUGUAUCCAUCUCUCAAGAUCAAGACAUUGUGGAAAGACUAUCCAGAUGUUGCUUCAACUUUCGCCACGACUGCAUCCAUUGUUUCUGCUUUAAGCACUUACAAUGAUUGAUCCACGGCUUCAUUCAUGUUAGAUGUUAUUAGAGGAAAUGUAAUUGGAUGGUGUGGUUCUGAUUGGAAUCAUCUUUGUGGACUACUAGGAGAGCAAAGCAUGCUGGGUGGUGGCUGCAGAGAAGUGAAUUAUUGUGAAGCCCUCUUGUAUGAGGUGUGCUUAGAAAGGAGCGUUUUUUUAACAACUGUUACAAGUAUAUAAUAGGGUGCUUUCAGGUAUUCUCUAAUAUGGCCUUUGCUUUUUCGUUUUU
Molecule: messenger RNA, 3481 nt
Organism: Magnolia sinica
Lineage: Eukaryota; Viridiplantae; Streptophyta; Magnoliopsida; Magnoliales; Magnoliaceae
Product: suppressor of RPS4-RLD 1
Exons: 24
Coding region: 256-3231 (991 amino acids)
Biological process (GO): negative regulation of DNA-templated transcription
Molecular function (GO): protein binding
Source: RefSeq, a predicted model, not a curated record